GGCUCCUCCUCCUAUGAACCCAUGCUUUGCACCGCCCCCUACAGCUAAAGUGUCUUAGCUUGACUCGUACCCUGUAAGAAUCCUCGAAUUCGAAACUUUCCGGAAUACAUUUCACCAUGACAUUUCUAUGCAGUAUCGCUGCCCGACGAGUGAAAAUAAUUCGUCCAGACGGUGGAGCAUUUGGGUUUAUGUGGCGAGGAGGUGUGCAAGGCCUAGUGUCCGGUGACGUUCGGCUACCAGUUUGUUACAAUCGCACACACUCUCGCGGUCAACAUACAGAGGCGACACCUUCAGCAGAAGUGGACGUGAAGCGGUUAGAUGGGGAAGACACGGGUAUUGUGGAGGUGGUCAUGCGUCGACAUAAGGCGAGAAAUGCCCUGGGUCACGUGUUCAUAUCACAGAUGCGUGAGAUCAUAACCUCGCUGUCCUGCGACACGGCCUCGCGGGUGGUGAUCUUCAGGAGCAUGGUCCCAGGGGUCUUCUGCGCAGGUGCUGAUCUCAAAGAAAGGGCUGCUAUGAACAACAUAUCAGCCGAUUCGUUUGUCCACAGACUGCGAACGCUCAUGACUGAUAUUGCAUCGAUGCCCAUGCCCACCAUCGCGGCGAUGGAUGGAGCCGCCCUGGGUGGAGGGCUUGAGCUGGCCCUGGCCUGUGACCUCCGCACAGCCGCAUAUUCUGCCCAGAUGGGUCUGAUUGAGACGACAAGGGGGCUGCUCCCAGGGGCUGGGGGCAGUCAGCGCCUCCCCAGGUUGGUGGGAAUCUCUCUGGCCAAAGAACUCAUCUUCACAGGUCGACGUGUGGGGGGGCAGGCCGCGCUGGGCUUGGGCCUGGUCAAUCAGGCUACAGAACAGAACCAGACGGGUGACGCCGCCUACACAGAGGCACUCGUCCUGGCUCGGGAAAUACUGCCCCAGGCUCCUGUUGCCAUCCGUUUGGCAAAAGAGGCUAUGGACAGAGGCAUUGAGGUGGAAAUGACCAAGGCCAUGGCGAUAGAGAGGUUGUGUUACUCAAUGGUCAUCCCUACCCGUGACCGACAGGAAGGAAUGGCUGCCUUCCUAGAGAAGAGAAAACCUAACUAUACUGGAGAAUAACAGAAUAAUGUUGAAGAGACAAUUCAACUAUAUUGGAGAAUAACGAUGUUGAAGACACCACGAUAUAGAAUAACAAAUGAUGUUUUUUAGAUUAUAUCAAUGGUGUAGAAAAUAAAAAGGCUGCUUUGAGUCCAGGAUAUGUUAUUGGGCAGAGAAAUUUAUGUAUCAAACAAUAACACUUAAAGUAGGCCAUACAUGUGAUGCAUCAAAUUGUUAUGCAAUUAUUUUCAUUAAAAGAAGGCUUUGAGCUCAA
Gadus morhua (Atlantic cod) is the source of this 1344-nucleotide messenger RNA. RefSeq names its product enoyl CoA hydratase domain containing 2 (gene echdc2). The record is from RefSeq and is a predicted model, not a curated record. Gene Ontology annotation, cellular component: mitochondrion. Gene Ontology annotation, biological process: fatty acid beta-oxidation. Lineage: Eukaryota; Metazoa; Chordata; Actinopteri; Gadiformes; Gadidae. Bases 117 to 1091 code for a protein of 324 amino acids. Gene Ontology annotation, molecular function: catalytic activity. The transcript has 11 exons.